Xenopus laevis (African clawed frog) is the source of this 2509-nucleotide messenger RNA. It is a transcript of the gene ifi30.S, whose product is annotated as interferon, gamma-inducible protein 30 S homeolog. The transcript has 7 exons. The record is from RefSeq and is a predicted model, not a curated record. Gene Ontology annotation, cellular component: extracellular region; lysosome. The coding region runs from base 234 to 1004 and encodes 256 amino acids. Gene Ontology annotation, molecular function: oxidoreductase activity, acting on a sulfur group of donors; oxidoreductase activity, acting on a sulfur group of donors, disulfide as acceptor; oxidoreductase activity. NCBI's taxonomy places the organism in Eukaryota, Metazoa, Chordata, Amphibia, Anura, Pipidae.
UGGCCCGGCGGGGGCCCACGAGGGCGGGGCCCACCGGGUUUUUUCCCGGUGUCCCGCCGGGCCAGUCCGACACUGCCUUGGCUUCAGUCAUUCUGUUGACGAGGGAUCCGGUUAGUGAUCAGGAGUGAGUGUGGGAGGAUCAGGAAGCCGGCACAUCUGAAGGAGGGACAGUUAUGUUAUUAAUACCGAGCCGCCCGCAGCUGUGAUUUUAGUUUCCAAACAGCCGGCGCGCCAUGAGGUCUUACCUGUUCCUGCUGUGCGCUCUGGGGGCGGCCUCUCAGCCCAUCUGUAACCACCCUCCGAGCGCCUGGUGCAGUUCCUGGGAAAUUGCCAAGGAGUGUCAGGUAGAAAAACAGUGCUUGGAAUUCUACUCUAAUCGAGAUUUGGUGAAGUCUUCUGCGCCAUCUGUUCAGAUAGAUUUAUAUUAUGAAAGUCUUUGUGGAGGCUGUCGAGGUUUCCUUAUCCAGCAGCUGUUUCCAACAUGGCUGAUGCUUUCUGAGAUCAUCAAUGUAACAUUAGUGCCUUAUGGGAAUGCACUGGAAACCAAUGUCAGUGGUGAAUGGGUUUUUAAUUGCCAACAUGGACCUGAGGAAUGUCAAGGAAACAUGAUGGAGACCUGUCUUAUCCAUAUUAUCGGUGAUAUAUACCAAUAUUUCCCAAUCCUUUUUUGCAUGGAGUCUUCCUACAAUGUCACAAAAUCUUUGGAAUCAUGCCUUGCAGUUUAUGCACCAGAUGUAGCACUUAAGACUGUUCUGGAGUGUGUAAAUGGGGAUUUGGGGAACAAACUGAUGCACCAAAAUGCUCAGAGAACUGAAGGACUCAAUCCUCCUCAUGAGUAUGUGCCCUGGAUUGUUGUUGAUGGAAUGCACACUGAUGAACUUCAAUCACAAGCUCAAAGUUCUCUCUUUCACCUUGUUUGUAGCAGAUACAAAGGCCCAAAGCCAGAUCCCUGCUUGACCAGUGAAAUUACACCAUUAAAAAGGGAUGUUCUGUGCAUAAACUGAAGUACUCUACUCCUAGAAAUUAUUCCAACACAAGGGCAAAUAUACUUUUCAGGCUAACCAUGUUUUCUUAGCCAUACCCAUCCUUUGUUUUUUACCCCCUUUCCGCACUCCAUUAUGUACUUCCAACAGUAUAAAUAUAUGUUUAUGCUUUACAUCUCACUAGAAGCCUUUCUUGCUACAGUGUUGCAGGGCGAGCCUUUCUUAAAUGCUUAUGUUCACUCUCCCUGUUGAUAUGACAAUGCUCAAUCUAUGACUAAAUGGACUAUUGGCUAGGUACUACUCCGCCACAUCAUUAUGGUAUACUUAGUUGAGGUUGUGGUUUGUUUUCACACAGGUUAUGGGCAGACUAGGUGCUAUCUGAUAACACCAGAUAACAGCUGUUUCUAUCUAGAUUUUUUUGUCCCCGGUUACAACAAACCGCUAAUAGCUGCCAUGUAGCCCCCACCCCCGGCCAAUGGUAAUUUAUUUCUGACACUACAAAUCAUUUGUGCAACAUGAAGAAGGUUGUGGUUAGUGAGUCUGAAAGAAAUAGUAACACCUAGUCAGGGCAGUCAUCAGGGGGGAGAGUUAUAGGGGGCGCCAAGGGUAAGGGGGGCCACACUUACUUGAUUAGCCGGGCCCCCCAUCUUUCUGAGAGCUGCUGACUUCGGGAAGGCAUGGACGUUUAAGGGGCCCUGGCCACCAAUUUUCUUAUAAUGUGGGGGGGGGGGCCUGGUCACCAAUUUUUUUUCUCAUUUGGGGUCCAAGCCACCAAUAUUUUUUAAUGGGGGGGCCCAGGCCACAAAUGUUUUUUUAUGGGGGGCCCUGACCACCAAUAUCUUUUUAUUUUUUAUUAACAUGUGGGAACCCUAGCCACCAAUAUUUUUUUGUUUUUUUACUGUGUGGUGGGGGGCGGACCUGUAGGAGGGGCUUGCAGUGGGCGCAGCCCAGGGGGCUCAGGAAAUUUUGUUGUAUGGGGCUCUGCGAUUUUUGAUGGCAGUCCUGCACCUAGAAGACUAGUCAAACCUGUCUACAGGCUUUUUGAUGCUGACAUUCCAGAUAAACCGCUGGGGUGGGGUGUAGUGUCCUAAUCCUAAAAGAAAGUAAGGGUGGUGGCACACGGGGAGAUUAGUAGCCAAGCAAUACAUUUUUUGCUACUGCUACUUGCCUCACAAGGAAACUUCUGGUGAUUUCGAAAACCAAAGCAACAGGUAUGCCAUCCCACUGGCGAUUCACAUUCUUGCCGAUAGGAAGGCAUUAUGGGGAGAUUAGUCUCCUGCAGUAGCAGUUUAUCACUUGGCGACUUAUCUCCAUGUGUCACCACCCUGAGAAACAUCAUAUUUAUAUGGAAAGACAUUUUGGGAAAUAUCUUGUCUUUAUAUUUUUUUAUUUUCUAAUUUACACACGGUUUUCAGUGAAAGGAAAUUGGAGAAGUCGAAUUCAGCUAAUUGAAAUUCUUUACUGCUUACUACAUGGUUGUCCAUUAAUUCAUAUGUAAAUAUAUUAAAGGAAUAAUUCAUCUUUGA